UUAAACCAGUUAUCGCUUUAUGUUGAUGAUGUUAGUUUAAGUGAUCAGGGUAACCGAUUUCCGAGAGCUGUUAACGUAUAUUCCAUAAUUAUUUAUCUCAUUGUCGAAGUCGUGGUUUCCUUCGUCAUCACCAUAAUAAUCAAGAUAAUUUGAGUAUUUCUUACACUCCUUCACAAUUCACCACUAUCUAUCUGUCUCACUAUCUCUCAUCGUUUGCCUUGUCUCCCUCUCUGUUAGUAUGUUUAACUAACUAACCAACAAUUAAUUAGCAGUCUUUUAAUCAACACCAGCAAGUAAACACUAUUUUUCGCCAUUCUUUGUUUUAUUUGAACUCUUAAAAGUGAUAAAUCUGUUGACUUGCCAAAAAUCGAAAGAUUUUCAUCAAAUACUUUGAUUGUUUAUCUACCACCUCAUUUAAUCGAUUAUUUCAUUGAUCUUUGAUUCGCCUUGGUAGGAAAACAGCAAACAGCAUACAGUAAACAAAGUUUGUUCCUGAUUCAUUUUUUUAGUUUGUGUUUACAAUGUACAUCGCAAAUGAUUACGUUGAUAUAGACAACAAUUACGAGGGCAUGUGCUUUGGUAAUCUUCUCCAUCCACCUUCCACUUCGUCAUUUUAUUCAGACUUUUUCAUUGAUCCAUCACCCCAGACAGUCUUGGAAGAUGUCAAACCCUUCCAAAAGACGAAUUCCACUUUCAUUGAGACAUCUGAUAAUUAUCGAUCACCGCGAGUUGGUUCCUCGUCACAAGUUCCAUCAACGACUACUGAAGUGUACAGUAAUAGUGAGACAGAUUUUUUCAAAACAUUAUUCACAGAAAAUCUUGACACGAUCCAAAAUCAAAAUCACAGCUCGCCAAGUUCCCCCGUAACAUCACGAGUAUCAGAUAGUCUGAAUGUCAGCAGUAAUAGCAGCAAUAGCAGUGGCAGCAGCAUUGGUGGAAAUAUUAGCUACCGAGCAACACCUCUGGCCGAUUCAUCGACACGAGUCUCCAACAGCAAUCCCUCAACGGUAACCAUUAAAGAAGAGAUUAUUGACCCGCAAUCAUCAGAACCAAUUAUUCCUCAGCUUAAAAGUGAGACCGGUGGCUCUCUUAUAGAAGCAAACCAUUGGACAUCAACACCACUACCAAUGUUUAAAAGUUACAGCUGGAAUACUCCUGCAAAUGACAUAUUUCCUAGCCUCUCAUUGGGGAACUUUCAAUCGUCUGAUUUGAGUGAACGAUUAGCGUCAACAGGUCCCAAUUCACCAGAUAACAAUGAUAAAUUAAAUUGUGAUAGCAAACAUUUGAAUGAUCUUCAACAAUACCAAAAUCAGCUACAAUCACCAUUAGAAUCACCGGUUACCGAUACAAAUGUACUGCUAUCCAAUUUAUCAGCCAAUUUAUCGGAUAGUAUAAGACCAAUUAACUGCCAUGAAAACAUAAUUGACACCUCAACAGGAUCAUUAUUGAGCUCAUUAAUAACUGAAGAAGCAAAUCAUGAAAAGGUCUAUUGCCAUUGGGAGAACUGUUUCACCAUCUUAAACUCCUUGGAAAGCUUGGUCCAUCAUAUUGAAAGAGUGCAUGUAGAUGAAAAAAGGACACAUGGAAACAAUGAUGAUUAUAUUUGUAAAUGGUCUGACUGUCCGAGAAAUCGUAAACCUUUUAAUGCUCGAUACAAGCUUCUCAUUCACAUGAGGGUUCAUUCCGGAGAGAAACCCAAUCGUUGCACAUUUGAAGGAUGUACCAAAGCAUUUUCACGAUUGGAAAAUUUGAAAAUCCAUUUAAGGUCGCAUACCGGUGAACGUCCAUACAUUUGUACACACCAGGAUUGUUGUAAGAAAUUCAGUAACUCAUCGGAUCGUGCAAAGCACCAGAAGACACACAUAAACUCGAAACCCUAUGCAUGUCAAGCUCCUGGCUGUACCAAGCGUUAUACCGAUCCAAGUUCACUUAGGAAACACAUGAAAAACCAUUCAAGUGAUCUUGAGCCAAAGAGAAAGGUCAUGUCGACUUACUCUCUAAAUUCAAGUCUGGAGGAUUUGAAUGCCCAUGUUAGUAACCUGAAAUUGAGACAAUCUACAGAAAAUUUGGGUAAUUUGUUUUCAAGUUGGCCAACCAAUGAAUUCCGUCGACAACAAAGUCAACAGCUCCAGGCAAAUCAAAGACAUGAUUUAAGUUCCUCUCUUGAUUACAAUGCUAAACAGAAUAAAUUUUGGACCAACAACCAAAGAACUGAUCAAUCUUCUGGUUCUUCAACAUCAAACAAUCUCUACUCAAAUUUAUCUUCAACGUCAACCUCUUGUUUCAUGGCUUCUAUAGCUCAAAUCCAUGGAUUAACUGAAGAGCAAAAGAAGAUUCUUUUCCAGGGAAUCAGUUAAUUAAUCAGAUCAAAUGAAAUUAAAUGCACUUGAUCAAUGGAGCUUCUUAUCUAUUUUGUUGUUUUUGCUUUUCAUAGCUAAUUAUUAUGACAUGAAUAUAUAAAAAAUAUUUUUGAAAGCCAA
Messenger RNA from Tetranychus urticae (two-spotted spider mite), 2480 nucleotides. RefSeq lists its product as uncharacterized. Gene Ontology annotation, biological process: regulation of transcription by RNA polymerase II. The record is from RefSeq and is a predicted model, not a curated record. Gene Ontology annotation, cellular component: nucleus. Gene Ontology annotation, molecular function: DNA-binding transcription factor activity, RNA polymerase II-specific; RNA polymerase II cis-regulatory region sequence-specific DNA binding. Lineage: Eukaryota; Metazoa; Arthropoda; Arachnida; Trombidiformes; Tetranychidae.